This is a messenger RNA of Westerdykella ornata, 1020 nucleotides long. RefSeq lists its product as uncharacterized. The record is from RefSeq and is a predicted model, not a curated record. The annotation marks the transcript as partial. NCBI's taxonomy places the organism in Eukaryota, Fungi, Ascomycota, Dothideomycetes, Pleosporales, Sporormiaceae. The transcript is spliced from 3 exons.
AUGAGAGGAGGUGGGCCCUAUCACCAGGGCAGGGGCAACAGCGCCUAUCCCCAUUCUCAAUACUCACCACCUGGUCACUCUCCGUACCACUCUGUGCGAAGUGGAUGGUCGGGACAGCCUGGGCAGCAUCCAUACCCAAGUCAUGGAUCUCCCACACAUGGGUUUUCCCCUAACCAGUCACCUUUCCCUCACAAUAACAGUUACAACUAUCCUCCUGCUCAACAUGGCCAGUAUCCUCCUGCGCAACACUACCCCGGGCCGUCCAAUCAUGGGCCACCUACAGGGUCUUAUCGAGGCUUCCGGGGAAACCACUAUGGCGGACUUGACCGUCGAGCCAUCAAUACAGCGCCAACAACAGGAUAUCCGCCGGCGCAACAGGGUCAACGUGGCCGUGGUCCCACGAUGUUUUCCAACCUGUCAUGGACACCGUCUUCUGGCACCCGUGGUGGCCGUCAGGCAACUGAAGCUCCUCGUCCGACUUGGGAGAGAUCUUCUCCGCAGGCGAAUGCAGAGACAUCCAGCAACGCAGUCGACGCAGAUGAUAAUCCUUUCCGUCCUUCUAAAGACCUUCGUGUCGAGGAUGAAGGUAGUAGAGACGAGAAGAAGAUGCCGCCCACCGCAAAGACGGAAUCCACAUCAACCAAGCCCAAGGAGCCCAAGGGGUUCAGUUUUUCGUUGAAGACGAAGACGCCGCUGCCUGCAAUGACCUCGAAGACAGAUUCUGCCACGACCACCGCGAAAGCGUCCAUCCUUGAUCCUGGGCCCAAGUCUACGUCGACCCGAGAUACUACGACGCGCCAGAGCACAGAGGACAAAGACAGAGAGCGUGAGCGCCACCGAGAGCAUGAGCGGGAACGUGACCGGGAGCGAGAUCGCGCAUAUUACGAGAAAGACCGUCGACCGGACCCGUACGACAAGUCCUACAGCAGUUAUCAAGACAGAAAAUACGGCUACCGCGAUUCUCGCGAUGAUAGAACUGCGCGCGAAUCAUCGUAUUACCGCGAUAGGGAAUAUCGGGAU